Coregonus sp. 'balchen' is the source of this 28742-nucleotide messenger RNA. The record is from the annotation of a GenBank genome assembly. Lineage: Eukaryota; Metazoa; Chordata; Actinopteri; Salmoniformes; Salmonidae.
GAGCGAGGGACUAAGACGUCGGGGCCAGAGCAGCGGGGAGAGAGAUUGGCCCCUGGUGUCGCGAGGGUGUACCUGGGGGCCUUGUCAGAGGACAGGCCACCUCCUAAGUGGCUGGAGCGUGAGCUACUGAGACAGGAGAACCGCCGCCACUCUGUAACCCUGGGAGACCAGGUCAAACUGAGGUCACGACUGCUCUACAGUGACGAUCCCACACGCAGCUUCAGCAAGCUUAAGGUAUACCACCCUAAAGGACAGUUUCCCGGACCGAGACUAAGCCUAGACUAAAAAGCAAAAUACGUUGUUGCCCAUUAUACAAUGGGUGGGUCUAUUCCACAAGUUACCACUGGCUAAAUCUAUGACGUUAAAAUGCCUAUUUACUCUGUUCCAUCUGACUGCACAAUCCACUGUCUCAUCAGACCAGCCAAGCAAUUUAUAAACUUGAUCUCUACUAUAAAAAGCAUCUAGACAUUAUCUCACAUUUCUUUUAGACUAACAUUUAGUUUUCAACAGCGGAGAUUUGUAUAAACCUUGCUGUCUGACUCUCCGACAUUUGCAACAUUGUUUCAAUAUUCAAAUUCGAUCUCCACCUGUCCCAUAGUUUUUAGUACAGAAGUCGGCUUUUUAAUUAUUCGCUUUAAUAUUUAUCCUCGUUGUAGGUCUUACAAACUCAUUUUGGAAGAUGAAUGUGGUUUGAUGUUGUGUGAUUAUUAUAUGGUCUGUGACUGUCAACCCAUUACCCUCCUCAUACCCUGGGUGGUGUUGCCAGGCAUUGGUUACCAGCCAGCAGCAGAGGAAGGUUUGUUGGGCAUCUGUUACUUAGAGACAUGUAUAGACAGACGUCAGGGUUGCUAACGGAUCAGUGGCCUACAUGUUCACUAUCCAUGAACGUGUCUCCAUGAGGAUGUAACAAGCUCUGGAAUAGUGGAAGAGCAAAUGUAAUUUUCUUUGUGUUGCUUCUCUCCAACAAAAGUCAGACAGUCUUGAUGAAUUAAAAACGAAUUGGGUACUGGUGCCUAGAAAGGUAAUGUUACACAAACAUUUGAAUAUUUGUUUUGCUUGUUUGACCCCUCUAUGAAUUUGAGAAUGGUUACAUUUCACCAGCCCCAUCCCUUAGCUUUAUACCAAACUGAAACGCUGACUGACUGACUCAUAGAGUCUCUAUCAUGAUGAGUUUAACCUCAAGGUGUCAGUAGAGUGUCAGCUGAGGUUCUGCCUCAUUCCCCCAUCGGUCCCCUUCCCUCCCCACAGACACCCACAAGAGGAAUUCAUUUGAGGUUAUGCCAGAAAUUACAUUUUGAAUCAAGUUGAGAAUAAAUUUUCUCAUUACCUGACAGGGACUUGGGCAGGCAGCGAAUUAGGGGCAAUUUAUCAGGACCAGUGAAGGCCUUGUUUUAGAUCCGAACUAAGACAGACACAAUUACUGGGUCUUGCUAAAUGGAUUUCCAUUGAUACAAAUAACAGCCUUCAACCUGACUGGAGAAAGGGGAGUAAUCCCAAACUGUCACUACUAAAUUGAGUCCAUUCCAGAAAUCUAGGAAGUUAAUUGAAGAUAAUGGACAGUUUUCAAUUCAUGAAUUUACUUUAUUGAAAACGGAAUUGACCUGAACCCUGGCCACUACAGUUGUCUGUCUAUAAAUGUCUCUUCUUAAUAGACUGUCACUGGAAUUAACACUGAACAUUGCUCUAUUCAGUAAAGUCAGACAAUAGUGAAACAGAGCAAUAUUCUGUGUGGAUUCCAGGCUAGCCUCUUCUGGCUUUGGUCAUCUAAUGAGAAUACUGCUCUGCUGAAAUAGCUCGGCUAGAGAGCAGAUUCUGUUUAUAGUUUACCUGUUAAUUAAAGGGCCAGGGAUCGGGCUGGAAAAAUGUAAUCACUCUAAAAUAGAUGGAGCUACGGAUGCAAGGACUGACCAUCCAUGAUAUCAAAAUGGUAGUUUGAACUAUGUUUUGAAGCUCUACAAUGUUUGUUUACAAUUAUACAUUGAUUACAAACAAUACAGUAAAACAACCUUACAUUUUGGGUUCUGCUGGUGUCAAACAGGUGAACUAAGCUCAAGAGGUUAAGUUAUAUCCAUUAACAAUCAAUGGCCAUAUAUCAUUAAGUAAAAGUAAAACAAAUGGAUGUACCAAUCCCAGAUUGCCCCUUUAAGGACUUCCAUGUGAUAGCAGGUACAUUCUGCCUAUUAAUGGAGUCAAUAGUAGAAGUCAGUCAGUAGAAGGAUUUGGAGAGCAAUGGGGUUAAUGAGACUGAUAAAUAAUGAUUGUCCUGCACUGCUAAACAAUAAGAAUGCUUUGUGGUUCUUUAUAGAACAUUUUGAUGGCUAUAUGAAACAAACCCUUUAACACUUUUCGGUUCUAUAUAGCACCAUUUCUUCUAGCGUUGUGAUGGCUCCUGUUAGAACCCUGGCAUAGUCCCUGUGUUUGAUGCUGAAUAGUGUGGUUAAACAUAUUUCAAAUGCACCCAAAAUGUAAUGAUUGAUUAAAUUCUCUAUCUCCACUAGUAAGUUAACUGUUGCUAUAUAGUACACACCCACAUUUCCCAUCCGCUAACUAGCUAGUCAUUUCCCAUCCGCUAACUAGCUAGUCAUUUCCCAUCCGCUAACUAGCUAGUCAUUUCCCAUCCGCUAACUAGCUAGUCAUUUCCCAUCCGCUAACUAGCUAGUCAUUUCCCAUCCGCUAACUAGCUAGUCAUUUCACAUCAGCAAUACACACUUGCACACACUCACACAGGCAGUCCAGGAGUUUGCCAGUGUGUUUAUCCCUGAUACUUAUUAAAGACAGACCAAAGAGGCUCCCUGGAUGAAAGGCCUGUUGCUAGGAGACCCUGGCUGUCACAUCUGAGAGAGGCCAUUAUUACAGAGAGCAUGGCAUGUCACCAUGUCAAGGUGUCACACCCCCCUCCCCCUAGGAACAUACAGAGAUGCAUGUUCCUUGCCCUCCCCACCCUCCACUUUGUGUGUGCAGUGUGAGAUUGAAUGUAUAUCAUUACAUUUACAUUUACAUUUUAGUCAUUUAGCAGACGCUCUUAUCCAGAGUGACUUACAGUUAGUGAGUGGAUAAAUUUUUUCAUACUGGCCCCCUGUGGGAAACGAACCCACAACCCUGGCGUUGCAAGCGCCAUGCUCUACCAACUGAGCUACACGGGGCAAGGGACACAGCUUUUGUGGAGCAAUAGGAAACGAUGCUUCUUGGGUGGCAGUUGUGUUCAGAGGGUCCCUAGUUCAAGCCCAGGUUGGGACAAGGAGAGGGACGGAAGCAAUAAUGUUACGUGUGUGUGUGUGUGUAUGUGUGUGUAUGCGUGUGUAAUAUUGUAUUGUGUGUAUGAGUGUUUGUGAGUGUGUGUAUGAUUGAUGCCUGCAUCUCAGGGCCACUAAAAUGGGGGUCGAACCACCACUCAAAGGUGGCACCUAUUGAUGUGUGUUGUUAAUGAAAUGGAAAUGGUGUGCCAUGUUAGCCAGAGUCCUCUCUCAACAUCGUCCCCUCCCCUCCCUUGCCUUGUAUCUCUAGCGCUCUGAGUUCAUUAACUGGCUGGUAAGUGGAGUCUUGCAUGGGCUGUGAAAAUUGAAGGAGCAGUUUGAUCUGUCACCUCUCCACCUCUCCUUGUUAUUUCACUCUUCUUCAUUAUCCCGAGGUAAUGGAACAAUUAUGAAAAAUUGUUCCACUUCCAUAUUUAUCUCAUCGUAUAUUAAAACACUGCGUUGAUCUGAAGUUUCUGUUCAUUCCUGUGUGGAAUUACUUUCAAAAAAUAUAAUUUGUGACACUAUAAUGACAAUAAUUGAUCUUUUUUUCAAAUAGAUUGAGCAGAGAGUAUCCCUUGAAAGCCUGAAAAAGCUCAAGCUGGCCUUUGAGGUACAUUUCUGCUAUGGUUUGAGAAUGUGUUGUUGGGAUGACCUAGUAUUGUCAUUCCUUAUGGAUAUACAGUACCAGUCAAAAGUUUGGACACACCUACUCAUUCAAGGGUUUUUCUUUACUUUAACUAUUUUCUACAUUGUAGAAUAAUAUUGAAGAUGUCAAAACUAUGAAAUAACACAUAUAGAAUCAUGUAGCAACCAAAAAAGUGUUAAACAAAUCAAAAUAUAUUUUAUAUUUAGAUUCUUCAAAGUAGCCACUCUUUGCCUUGAUGACAGCUUUGCACACUCUUGGCAUUCUCUCAACCAGCUUCAUGAGGUAGUCACCUGGAAUGCUUUUCCAACAGUCUUGAAGGAGUUCCUACAUAUGCUGAGCACUUGUUGGCUGCUUUUCCUUCACUCUGCGGUCCAACUCAUCCCAUCUCAAUUGGGUUGAGGUCGGGUGAAUGUGGAGGCGAGGUCAUCUGAUGCAGCACUCCAUCACUCUCCUUCUUGGUCAAAUAGCCCUUACACAGCCUGGAGGUGUGUUUUGGGUCAUUGUCCUGUUGAAAAACAAAUGAUAGUCCCACUAAGCGCAAACCAGAUGGGAUGGCGUAUCGCUGCAGAAUACUGUGGUAGCCAUGCUGGUUAAGUGUGCCAUGAAUUCUAAAUAAAUCACAGACAGUGUCACCAGCAAAGCACCAAUGCUUUACGGUGGGAACCACAUAUGCGGAGAUCAUUCGUUCACCUACUCUGCGUCUCACAAAGACACAGCGGUUGCAACCAAAAAUCUCAAAUUUGGACUCAUCAGAACAAAGGAGAGAUUUCACCGGUCUAAUGUCCAUUGCUCAUGUUUCUUGGCCCAAGCAAGUCUCUUCUUCUUAUUGGUGUCCUUUAGUAGUGGUUUCUUUGCAGCAAUUCGACCAUGAAGGUCUAAGGCACUGCAUCUCAGUGCUUGAGGCAUCACUACAGACCCCCUGGUUCGAUUCCAGGCUGUAUCACAACCUGCCGUGAUUGGGAGUCCCAAAGGGCGGCGCACAAUUGGCCCAGCAUCGUCCGUGUUUGGCCGGUGUAGGCCGUCAUUGUAAAUAAGAAUUUGUUCUUAACUGCCUUGUUAAAUAAAUAAAAAUUCACAGUCUCCUCUGAACAGUUGAUGAUGAGAUGUGUCUGUUACUUGAACUCUGUGAAGCAUUUAUUUGGGCUGCAAUCUGAGGUGCAGUUAACUCUAAUGAACUUAUCCUCUGCAGCAGAGGUAACUCUGGGUCUUCCUUUCCUGUGGUGGUCCUCAUGAGAGCCAGUUUCAUCAUAGCGCUUGAUGGUUUUUGCGACUGCACUUGAAUAAACUUGCAAAGUUCUUGAAAUUGUCUGGAUUGACUGACCUUCAUGUCUUAAUGAUGGACUGUCGUUUCUCUUUGCUCAUUUGAACUGUUCUUGCCAUAAUAUGGACUUGGUCUUUUACCAAAUAGGGCUAUCUUCUGUAUACCACCCCUACCUUGCCACAACACAACUGAUUGGCUUAAACACAUUUCAUUUGACAUUUUUACAUUUGAGUCAUUUAGCAGAUGCUCUUAUCCAGAGCGACUUACAGUUAGUGAGUGCAUACAUUUUUUUUAUUUUUCAUACUGGCCCCCCAUGGGAAUCGAACCCACAACCCUGGCGUUGCAAACGCCAUGCUCUACCAACUGAGCUACAUCCCUGCCGGCCAUUCCCUCCCAUACGCUGGGCCAAUUGUGCGCCGCCCCAUGGGUCUCCCGGUCGCGGCCAGCUACGACAGAGCCUGGAUUCGAACCAGGAUCUCUAGUUGCGCAGUGCCUUAGACCACUGCGCCACUCGGGAGGUAAGAAGGAAAGAAACUCCACAAAUUCAUUUUUAACAAGGCACACCUGUUAAUUGAAAUGCAUUCCAGGUGACUACCUCAUGAAGCUGGUUGAGAGAAUGCCAAGAGUGUUCGAAGCUGUCAUCAAGGCAAAGGGUGGCUACUUUGAAGAAUCUCAAAUAUAACAUAUAUUUUGAUUUGUUUAACACAUUUUUGGUUACUACAUGAUUACAUAUGUGUUAUUUCAUAGUUUUGAUGUCUUCACUGUUAUUCUACAAUGUAGAAAAAAUUAAAAUGAAGAAAAACCCUGGAAUGAGUAGGUGUGUCCAAUCUUUUGGCUGGUAUUGUAUGCGUUGAAUUCCAAUCGAACCCUAGCCAAUCCUGGAGAUCUGAGAGGAUUGAUAGGCGGAAACAAUUAUAUCCAGUCAAUCAGAAGGCAAGAUUAAGCUAUUACUAUAAUGAAUAUCCAAUCCUCAAAUCUACAGAAGUACCUAGGAUGUAGGGCCUUGGAGUCAAUUUGGAAUUCAGUGAUCCAAUGCAUUUAAUGACACCUUCUCCUCUGCAGGAAUUUGAAAUGGGUGGCCUAAGAUCGCUGGACGUGUUCAACUUUGGACUGAUAGUGAAGAAGUGUUUGGACUUACACAACAUAGUACGUGUCAAUGGAACUGGAAAAGCACCAAGAAGACCCACCUUUUAAUUAUCAGACAGAUAGAUUAAUAAAUGAAUGGAUCUCUGGCCCUUAUCUCUGUCUCUUUCUCUCUCUCAAUUCAAUUCAAUUCAAAGGGCUUUAUUGGCAUGGGAAACAUAUGUUUACAUUGCCAAAGAAAGUGAAAUAGAUCUCUCUCUUCCUCUCUUGCGGUCUCUGUCUCUCUGUCUCUGUCUCUCUCUCUCCCCCUCCCUCCUCUGUGGCUGAUCUCUCUCUCUCUCUCUCUCUCUCUCUCUCUCUCUCUCUUUCAAUAAAAUAGUUUUCUAUUUGUCACACUGUAAAUGUUUCAUUGUAUUUUAAACAACACUGAUAAUGAUGUUUGAACUCAGCUAUGUUGUUAUUGUCUGUUCCAUCAUUCCUUUGUCCUGUGAACGUCAGAACAAUGCCCAGAUCCAAGAACUAUUCAUGAAGAUCGAUUAUUCUGGCCAGGGGAGGAUUGAAUGGGUGAGAUGAUGAGAUUCAUUUCCUUUACUCAGGUCACAAAAUAUUUAUUCCCCUUACAGUGGAAUGGUGAUUGCCUGAGGAAAGCAAUUGACAAGAACAAAUUCAUUUCAAAAUAUGAAGUACAAUUUCCAUGAAACUGGCCUUCAAAAUGUUUGGGUUUGAUUCCAUGGCUAACAAAGAUUUUGUUUUAGCCUGGUCCCAGGAACUUAGUUUGAUACCCCAUUUAUAGAGUAUAUGGUACAAAUAUGUGUGUCACAACUGCUGAUGAUCACUCUUGAGUUGCACUUCUAUCAUUACACCACACAUGUUUUUAAUAACUAAUAUCUCAAUGUUCCAUUUGAUAUCUCUCAUGUUAUUUGUCAUAUGUAUUCGCACUGCUUGCCUGCAUUAUUGCCUAUUGCAGCUUGUGGGAUAAAUAAAGUACCAUAUUGAUUUGACAUUGCCCUAUCUCCUGCAGGAUGAGUUCUGUACGUACAUGCAGUUGGAGUACACAGAGAAGGAGGAGUCAGCGUGGCGCAGCAAACAGGUGGCUUUCUCCCUGCCUGCCACGGUCAGGGCCCUGUGCCACGGAGAGCCCGUUCUGCGCAUCCACUCCACCCCCGAUGGCACCAUCAUCACCGUCUGCGAGGACGGGGCUGUCUACUACUGGAGCCCUGAGCUCAACCUGAAGAGGAGCAAGAGCGUGUUUGUAUGUAUGUGUGUGUGUGUGUGUGUGUGAGUAGUUUUGAAGUGUGAGGAUGUAGACUUGUCCUUGUUUAUGUAGGAUCACACCAUUCUCGGAGGAGCAUGUAUGCUGUCAUUUGCAUAAAUUCAAUUCAAUGAUUUGCUUUGAAUGCAGCAUGAAAGACCUGUGAGCAGAAAACCAAAAUGGGCAACUGAUUUCAUCACCAUGCCACAGUACAACAAACUUAUCAUCGGAACAGGGUAAGAACUGUAUUGUCUGUUUCAGAAUGUAGGCUUAGCUGAAAAGUAACUAGAGCAUUACUUUUGUACAAAUGACUUGUGUUAGUGCAGCCUGUUGUUAUGCACUCUCUAGACAACAUCUGUGUUCGACCACUGCUCGUGUUCACGUCCCAUAUCGCUGAGUCUCAGUUGAACAGAGGUGUGACCUGUUAUACCCAUGGUACCAGUUAGAGGCUGCGACCCAAACGGCAUCCUAUUCCCUAUAUCGUGUAUUACUUUUGACCAUGGGCCCUGUUCAAAAGAAGUGCACUAGGCCUAGGGAAUAGGGUGCCAUUUGGAAUGCAACCAGGGACAACGUUCCUGUCGGUGUGUCCUGUGUUACAGAGACAGAGAGAUCCAGUUGUAUGAGCUGUCCUCUCUAGAGCCUUACUGUCAGAUCAGUGCCCUGGAGACUGUCCCUCUGAGAUUGGACUACUGGUGAGCAUCUAGUCUCGCACUCACUGGCAGCUUAAACCAUGUAAUACCAGAUCACACACUGGCAGCCUGCACCAUGUCUCGCUAACAUGCUGGAUCCCACACUGGCAGCCUGCACCAUGUCUCACUUAUACCAGAUCACACACAGGCAGCCUAAAUCAUGUCUCGCUAACAUACUGGUUCCCACACACUGGCAGCCUAAAUCCUGUCUUGCUAAAACCACAUCACACACUGGCAGCCUAAACCAUGUCUCACUAAUACCAGAUCACACACUGGCAGCCUAAAUCAUGUCUCACUAAGACCAGAUCACACACUGGCAGCCUAAACCAUGUCUCGCUAAAACCACAUCACACACUGGCAGCCUAAACCAUGUCUCACUAAUACCAGAUCACAUACUGGCAGCCUAAAUCAUGUCUCGCUAAAACCACAUCACAGACUGGCAGCCUAAACCAUGUCUCACUAAUACCAGAUCACACACUGUCAGCCUAAACCAUGUCUCGCUAAAACCACAUCACACACUGGCAGCCUAAACCAUGUCUCACUAAUGUCUAACCUGAUCUGAGACCUGCUUUACUGGUAUUCCUGUCUUUCUCUCCCCUCAGCUACACUGGACCUGAUGAGUGUUCUAUUCUGUAUGGAGACUCCCAGGUAAUUAAAGUCCUCUCUCUGCUUGACAACAAAUUCAAUUACCAGACGGGAAAAGUUAAAUGCCACUAAGCUGAUUAAUUAUGAAGGGUUAUUCUUCUCUUUCUGCUUUCUAGGGCUGCGUGAAUAUCAUAUUAAUUACCUCCGUGGGGGAGACGCUGAGGUAAACAGGUUUUUUUAAUAUUAUCUUUAUGCAUCUAUUGAACUACCACAGGAAUGCAUCAUCAUCUUAAAGGCAAAUUCUCAAGGCAACAAAAAAGCAUUAGGAAAAAAGGCAAAUGUAACUUAAAAUGCCUGUCUACUGUUUCCAUGACGAUUUAUAGCUUAGUAGCCUAAUUUGAGGCUUUGAGUGAUACACAAAUCUACUAUUUCUGUUUUUGGAUUAUGUGAUAAGAAGGGUGGUUUGCACACAAAAAUAGAAACAUUUCAAAUUAUUCCUUUUUUAAUUUGUAAUAUCUUUACUGGUAACUAAUUUGGGAAUGUGAUGUCAUUGACCAGAUUGGUCGUACUCGCACAGAACAUGUGACAGCCAAACAUCUUUGUGCCAACACUGUAACUGUAACUAUAAGUUAGUGCCAUUUCAUACAGUUCUACAUCUUUAUUUGCAGAAUGUGGAAGAAAUUACCAAAGAUUGAGAAUGUGCCUAACAUAGGGAUAGACAACGCAGUGCUUUCUCCGAAUGUGACAUACAUUCGAUGGAAGGUCCACCAGGACUGGGUGACAAAGGUGAUGUUUAUUAUUUCUCGAUGCACACUGGGAUCCCUGUUUAUCUACUGAAUAACCAUUUCUGCCUGUUAGAUGAUUAUCUGUAUGGUACAAAAAGGGGGACCCCCUCUCUCCCCAUAGACUCAACAUGAAUACUGGCCCUGAUGCACAAAUAUGCCCCCUAAAAUCUCACAAGUACUUUUGCUUGAUAAUGUUCCUCAUAAUUUUUAUACACUUCACCAGCUGAAAUGUCUUGAGUCAAUAAGUAUUCAACCCCCUUGUUAUGGCAAGCCUAAAUAAGUUCAGGAGUGAAAAUGUGCUUAACAAGUCACAUAAUAAGUUGCAUGGACAAUAACAUUGUUUAACAUGAUUUUGGAAUGACUACCUCAUCUCUGUACUCCACAUAUUAUCUUUAAGGUCCCUCAUUCGAGCAGUGAAUUUCAAACACAGAUUCAACCACAACGACCAGGGAGGUUUUCCAAUGCCUCGCAAAGAAGGGCACCUAUUGGUAGAUGGUAUAAAAAAAGACAGACAUUGAAUAUCCCUUUGAGGAUGGUGAAGUUAUUAAUUACACAUUGGAUGGUGUAUCAAUACACCCAGUCACUACAAAGAUACAGGCGUCCUUCCCAACUCAGUUGCGACGAGGAAGGAAACUGCUCAGGGAUUUCACCAUGAGGCCAAUGGUGACUUUAAAACAGUUACAGAGUUUAAUGGCAAUGAUCAACAAACAACUUGACAGAGCUUGAAGAAUUUGUAAAAGAAUAAUGUGCAAAUAUUGUGCAAUCCAGGUGUGCAAAGCUCUUAAUAGAGACUCAUCCCAGAAAGACUCACAGCUGUUAUCACUGCCAAAGGUGAUUCUAACAUGUAUUGACUCAGGGGUGUGAAUACUUAAAUUAGAUAUUUCUGUAUUUCAUUUUCAAUACAUUUGCAAACAUUUCUAAAAACAUGUUUUCACUCUGUCAUUAUGGGGUAUUGUGUGUAGAUGGGUGAGAAAAUAAUCUAUUGAAUCCAUUUUGAAUUCAGGCUGUAACACAACAACAUGUGGAAUAAGUCAAGGGGUAUGAAUACUUUCUGAAGGCACUGUAUGUAUAUUAUCGUGAUUUUUACACAUAACAAUACCUUGAGAUUUAUUUUCAAUUUUAGGUGAAAUAUUUUCCAGACAUUUGUGCGAUUGUUUCCACCUCCAACCAUGAAGCCUCUUCCCUCGUCAUAGGUAAUUACUCAUUGUCACAUCAAUAUUCUCAUCUCAGCUGGAUGUAUUCAAGUUCAAACUCACUUCUGGUGUGCAGGCCAUUUAGUCUGGUGGUCUAGGUACAUUUAAGUGAUAAUGCCCGAGAAGCCGGUGUUGGAAGAUAUGCUGGCACGGGUAUAUCCUCCAAACACUGGCUUCGAGGGCAUUAUCACUUUUAUACAACGGGUUACCAACAUAUUCAAAUAAUGACUGACAUAUUUUCAUUAAAAACUUUAUUUUGAUGAAUUUAUUCAUACUAUUUCAUCCUUCCACAAGAUAUAGUCCCGACACAAACCUAGGGUUGCUACCCAAGCCGGCUGGUCGUUUGUUCUAUUGGUUCGGUUGCCAGAGACGCGACCCAGUCGUUCAGUCUUUUUGUUCUGUAUCUAUGGACGUGACCCAGUCGUUUGUUCUAAAUGUUCCAUUGCCAUACUGGCUGGCAACGUUCUUAUCCCUUGCUUGCUAGCUAGCCAACUAUGGCUAACUGACAGUCACGUCAAACAGUGCAGCCAGAAUAACAACAGAAGCGGCAUUUGCAUUUGUUUAAGCUGUUUUCUAAUGACAUUUAUUUGGACACAUCCAUAACAAUGAGCUAAUGAGGCGCAAUUUCGCCUGGCAUAGAAAAUGUGCUCUCUUGUCAGGACACUGUUGUUCAGAGGAGCUAGCCAAUAACACAUAUAAUACAGGCAUUUAUGUCAUAGAUUUAGCUGGUGGUAACUUGUGGAAUAGACACCGGCUGGAAUGCUGUUUUAACCAAUCAGCAUUCAGGAUUAGACCCACCCGUUGUAUAAUUAUGGUUUGUUACCUGUCUUCAACCUUCCCACGUUGUCUUCUCCUAAUCUUUCUUCCACGCUGUUUGUAAUGUUUUUUGAAUAAAGCACUUUUUUUUUUCUUAAAAAAUACAUAGGUAUUCACUUCUGGUAUGGGAGUUAUGUUGUAGAGCACAGGUUAUGAAAAGAAUAUCAGUAAUUAUCUGGCUUUCUGCCUCAUUAUAACCUAAAAAUGAUGUGUUUACCUGAAAAGCAGCAAUUAAUCCAGCAUAUUUAUCAUGUGCAGAGGCACCUGUCAAAAACUACAGUCUCCAUGUAAUAUAAUUUAUGUUAAUCUGUUCUGAAUAACAUUCUGGACGGCGAUGACUCAUGGCUCAUCUAUCAAGUUCAACAAUCUGUUAUGUGUGUGUGUGUGUGUGUCUGUUGACGUGUCUAUGUACAGUGGGGAAAAAAGUAUUUAGUCAGCCACCAAUUGUGCAAGUUCUCCCACUUAAAAAGAUGAGAGAGGCCUGUAAUUUUCAUCAUAGGUACACGUCAACUAUGACAGACAAAAUGAGAAAAAAAAUCCAGAAAAUCACAUUGUAGGAUUUUUUAUGAAUUUAUUUGCAAAUUAUGGUGGAAAAUAAGUAUUUGGUCAAUAACAAACGUUUCUCAAUACUUUGUUAUAUACCUUUUGUUGGCAAUGACACAGGUCAAACGUUUUCUGUAAGUCUUCACAAGGUUUUCACACACUGUUGCUGGUAUUUUGGCCCAUUCCUCCAUGCAGAUCUCCUCUAGAGCAGUGAUGUUUUGGGGCUGUCGCUGGGCAACACAGACUUUCAACUCCCUCCAAAGAUUUUCUAUGGGGUUGAGAUCUGGAGACUGGCUAGGCCACUCCAGGACCUUGAAAUGCUUCUUACGAAGCCACUCCUUUGUUGCCCGGGCGGUGUGUUUGGGAUCAUUGUCAUGCUGAAAGACCCAGCCACGUUUCAUCUUCAAUGCCCUUGCUGAUGGAAGGAGGUUUUCACUCAAAAUCUCACGAUACAUGGCCCCAUUCAUUCUUUCCUUUACACGGAUCAGUCGUCUUGGUCCCUUUGCAGAAAAACAGCCCCAAAGCAUGAUGUUUCCACCCCCAUGCUUCACAGUAGGUAUGGUGUUCUUUGGAUGCAACUCAGCAUUCUUUGUCCUCCAAACACGACGAGUUGAGUUUUUACCAAAAAGUUCUAUUUUGGUUUCAUCUGACCAUAUGACAUUCUCCCAAUCCUCUUCCGGAUUUGAGGUUGUGGACAGGUGUCUUUUAUACUGAUAACAAGUUCAAACAGGUGGCAUUAAUACAGGUAACGAGUGGAGGACAGAGGAGCCUCUUAAAGAAGAAGUUACAGGUCUGUGAGAGCCAGAAAUCUUGCUUGUUUGUAGGUGACCAAAUACUUAUUUUCCACCAUAAUUUGCAAAAAAUUCCUAAAAAAUCCUACAAUGUGAUUUUCUGGAUUUAUUUUUCUCAAUUUGUCUGUCAUAGUUGACGUGUACCUAUGAUGAAAAUUACAGGCCUCUCUCAUCUUUUUAAGUGGGAGAACUUGCACAAUUGGUGGCUGACUAAAUACUUUUUUUCCCCACUGUAUGUGUAUCGUGCGUGCAUGCGUGUGUGUAUGCCUGUCUGUCUGUCUGUCUGUCUGUCUGUAAGAGUGUAGGUAUGCGCAUAUAUUUAACAGCAUAUUAGUGCUUUUUAUGCUUAAUUGAUAUAAUUGAAUGUAUCACUUAUGAAUUUGAAACAACACGCUCUGAUCUCACACCCAGGCUGCGUUCUCCCGUCCACCAACAUCGAGCAGCAGAUGAGGGAGAUCAGGGAGGUGUGUCGGGAUGGGAAGGCCAGGAGGGCCCUUUCUAAUAACAAUGGGUCUCCUCAGCCCCGGGCACCAUGUGACCAGACCGUCUUCCCCGUCUACAAGGGCGUCAUGACCUUUGACCUCAGCAAACAGCACAACCUGCUGGUGACCGGAGGGAUGGACAGGGUGCUGCGUCUGUGGAACACAUACGUCCCUGGGUGAGGAAACGCAACCCAGUCGUUCAGUCUUUUUGUUCUGUAUCUAUGGACCCGACCCAGUCGUUUGUUCUAAAUGUUCCAUUGCCAUACUGGCUGGCAACGUUCUUAUCCCUUGCUUGCUAGCUAGCCAACUACGGCUAACUGACAGUCACGUCAAACAGUGCAGCCAGAAUAACAACAGUAGCGGCAUUUGCAUUUGUUUAAGCUGUUUUCUAAUGACAUUUAUUUGGACACAUCCAAAGGAAUGAGCUAAUGAGGAAAAGCACAGGAAACUCUUAUGUCUCAGAGAUCUACUGGGUGUACAGGCUUUUGAUCCAGCCCUGCAGUAAGGCACCGGCAUUGUUAAAGGAACACUCUGUUGUUGUUCUAUAACAGGAAGCCCACAGGUGUGUUAAAGGGACACUCUGUUGUUGUUCUAUAACAGGAAGCCCACAGGUGUGUUAAAGGGACACUCUGUUGUUGUUCUAUAACAGGAAGCCCACAGGUGUGUUAAAGGGACACUGUUGUUGUUCUAUAACAGGAAGCCCACAGGUGUGUUAAAGGGACACUCUGUUGUUGUUCUAUAACAGGAAGCCCACAGGUGUGUUAAAUGGACACUCUGCUCCCAUCUUCUACCUCUUCAUCUCCUCAGAGGAAAACCGUAUCUUCUCUGUCUCUAUGGACAACACUGCCAAGGUGGGACACCAUUUAAUUCUCCUUCAAACUAGAACUUAUUGGCUGACUUUCCUCAAAAUUGAUCUUCUGUUGAGAUAAGUCCACACCCUAGGCCAUCAGUUUGGUAGAUGCAGCUAUAGGCCAGAAUCCAUGAAUGGAAAAGAGGAGCACCAUGUAAUGUAAUCUAGAUUCGUGGUGCUCAUCUUUUCCAUUCAUUUGGGGUUGAAAAGUGGAGGCAUAUAGCUGUAUCUACACAACAGAUAGCAAGGGAUGUGAAUUCAUCUUGACCUUAGACUACUUUUGACGUCUGAAAACAUCUGGAAAACGUUGGUUUUGGAGUGUAAUGGCCCUUUAAAUAAUUGAUGACUGUCUGUCGUUCAGAUCUGGGAUAUCCAAGACCAAAGCUGCCUCAUCACAGCCCACCCCAAAGCCAGCCUCAUCCGUGGAGACACCUCUGCAUGCCUGUAUUCUCCCUCCACCAAAGCACUGUACAUUGCAGCAGACUCACUAGCGCUGCUCUCUCUCAGGACCAGGUUGGUUACUUUACUACUGGGCUUUGGUUUAAACGCCACCCUAUUCCAUACAUUUACAUUUACAUUUUAGCAGACGCUCUUAUCCAGAGCGACUUACAACUUAGGAUAGCCAGUGGGACAACCACCUUUUUCUGGGGGGGGGGGGGUAGAAUGAUUACUGUUAUACUAUUCCAGGUAUUCCUUAUAGAGGUAGGGUUUCAAGUGUCUCCGGAAGGUGGUCAGUGACUCCGCUGUCCUGGCGUCGUGGGGGAGCUUGUUCCACCAUUGGGGUGCCAGAGCAGCGAAUAGCUUUGUAUGAUGCACUACUUCUCUCUGGUCAAAUGUAGUGCACUUUAUAGGGAAUAGGGUGCCAUUUUUUACCAUUAGGGUGCCACUAAAUAGGAAAUAUACUGUCAAAUUUGCACCUGUGAGUUAAUAAGGCUUAUUUGUUCACCUAGGGCAGGGAUGGGCAACUUUGAUGGGGCUGGUGGCCACAAAAAAAACAGAACUCAUCAUGAGGGGCUGCAGUGACUUGUGGAUCUGCGUACCCACAUCCAUACCCUCCAUAGGGUGGAGGCAAAUGUUUGCAGUUUUUAAUAUGAUAACUGAUGAUCAAUGGGCCCCACGCCGUUCAGUAAUUUGACCAUGCUUACUACAAGUUUAGAUAGGUGGCCGCUAGACUAACUUACCAAUCUAAAUACUUUUUGCUGACAUGAGCUAAUUGAAUGACUGCUGAUGCACAACCAAAUUUCGAAAUUGCACCUUGUGUAUUCUAUUAUUCUAACUCUCAACAGUAAGUUCAGACCCCGACUGAGUUCCAAAAUAUAUAUAUAUACAGUGCCUUCGGAAAGUAUUCAGACCCCUUGACUUUUUCCACAUUUUGUUAUGUUACAGCCUUAUUCUAAAAUUGAUUAAAUAAAUACAAAUCCUCAGAAAUCUACACACAAUACCCCAUAAUGACAAAGCGAAAACAGGUUUUUAGAAAUUGUUGCAAAUGUAUUUACAUCCUUGAGAUGUUUCUACAACUUGAUUGGAGUCCACCUGUGGUUAGGGCUGUUGCGGUGACAUUAUUACCGCCACACCGGCGGUCUCAAGUCAUGAAGGCAGUCAAAUUCCAUGUGACCGUUUAGUCACAGUAAUUAGGCUUCUCUAAACUCUGAUGAUGCUUAUGGUCAUUAGUAGCAUACCAAACUUGCUAACUGCCUGGUACUCAGCACUCUAUUGUUUUAUUUGAUUUAUUUUUAGUCAUUUAGCAGAAGCUCUUAUCCAGAGGGACUUACAGUUAGUGAGUGCAUACAUUUUUUUCAUACUGGCCCCCCGUGGGAAACGAACCCACAACCCUGGCGUUGCAAACGCCAUGCUCUACCAACUGUCCCUCUAAUCACUCUGAGAGCCCAUGAGUUCAUGUUGCGCAACAUUUCUAUAGGCUAUGCAAUUGAAAAAAAAGUGAUGGCCUCUACUAAAAAGAGGAGGAUCCCAUCAGCUUUCUAUAGACUAGGCCUACUAUAUUUAUUUCUCAACUUUCCUAAUAUUAAGCACAUUGUUUAUCUUUACAACAGGAGUAUAGCCUACCUGGCUGGCAUAAAAAUGAACCACAGGAUAAGCGUCCUCCAUUCGCUAUUUAAGUGCAUAGAUGACAUGAAUUUUUUCCCGCUGCCCCUGUUCUGAGACAGGUGCAUGAUAAUGGUCCAUUCUAAAUCAAAACAAAUUUCACACAUAUAUUAUUUAGUAUAUGUAAAGACAAGAUUAAAUUAAGAAUAGUCUGAUGGGUGACAAUAUUAGCCUAUCACUUGUGAAUUAUAUAUUAUCACUUGUGAAUGAUGCCCAGCAUAAGAUACUGCCUUUUCUUGCGACUUGUUCUAAUCACAGUCGCACACCUCAUGUAGCCUAGCCCAUAGGCCUAUAUGUUUUGAUAAGGUUUGUAUCACAACUAAAGUGGCCAAAUAACUUCUUAAAAUUAAGCACAUUAAUCCGCUUUACAAGGGGUUUAGAGCCUAACUGGCAUACAUAAACAGCGCAUGAGUUUCAAGUUUGGGGAUGAUAACUUUCACCAUAGAAAUGCAGCUUUAUAAUAAAAGCAUUACAUGCAUAAUCGCAUUUGUGGUCACUUUUCCCGCUAAUGGGACAUUUGCACUUAUAGCCUACUGCCAUAUGCACAUUGCUGCGCUUAUAAUGUGAAGAAAUAGCCUAAUAGUUUAUCAACAUUUUAAGCUAAACAUUCUGAACUGUUGCGUCAGUCACAUUGCGUAAAAAAUGUUUUUUUUUAUGCUAGUGGUUGUAUUAAUUUGGGAUCUAUUGCAUCCCACAACUGUCCCAGACUAUGUUUGGAAUAUUAAUUUCUCCCACAGAAUAGAAUAGGUCGACUUUUGUACUAUGGGGAAUAGUAGAUUGAAAUAGGCUAGUGCUUUUGCUGUUCGUUAGGCCUACUCAUCUUGUUGGCUGACAAAAAGUACAUGUGGACAGUUCUUCCAAUAUCUUCAAUAUGCACCUCGGAAUUGGAUAAGGACACACGCAGUUGCGUCCCCGAUGUGUCUGUCUUCACUUUUAGCCUGUGAUCACGUGAUGGGGAGCCAUGUGAGUGAGAGGUGCUUCGGAUUGCGCAGCACUCAGGGAGAAGGGCACAACGCAGCACUCCGGGCCUCAAAAGGCAUGGAUUUUUUUAGGGUGCAUUACAGCCACAAAGGGGAUGCCACCGUGAAAUUUGAGAGCUUGUCAAGAGCUUGUCAAUUUGUGAAUGAGAGACUAUUGGAAUGUGUACAGCCUGCGCAAAAAACAAAGCAGAGCUCAUGCCUUUCAAGCGACUUUUUUCAAAUCAUCAUUAGUCUCAUCAUGCAGCCUUACAAUGUAUUAUAAAUCUAAACAGAUAGCCCAACGUUUGUAGAACAACUAAAGUGACAUUAAUAACUCUAAAUUAAGCAUAUAGGAGUUAUUUCUUAUUUAACCACUCAGCACUCCCUCAAAUUGUUUGGAGAAAAUAUUUAUAUUUUAUUCAGCUUUGUUCAAUUGUAUUCAUCAUACUAUAAAAUAAUAUAGAAUAAUGCCACGGAAUUCUAAGCAAAUCUUGUCUGCUAAAUGAACUAGUGUAGCCCACAGCCAUUUGGCAUAGCCACAUCAGGACCUAACAUAAGGACAACUCAGAGUUUGCUAUUAUUUUCUUCUGAAAUAGACUACAUUUUCUUCAUAUCAUUCUUCUUUAGAGCUGUCUAAAAUAAAUAAUGGAUUUAUUGUGAAGGUGUAGGCUAUAUUACAUGGAUUUAUUAUACUUUUUUAAAUGUAGAUGUUCUGAAGGUCUGCCAGUAACUUGUAGGCUAUGUGUGGAAGCCAGGAGAUGCUAAAUGUGUUUAUGUUAAUUAAUGGUCAAUUACCGUGAGACCGACAGUUAUUUGCUUCACAAUCACCGGCUGACGAAAUCACCGGCUGUGGUAUAUUCAAUUGAUUGGACAUGAUUUGGGAAGGCACACACCUGUCUAUAUAAGGUCCCACAGUUGACAGUGCAUGUCAGAGCAAAAACCAAGUCAUGAGGUCGAAGGAAUUGUCGGUAGAGCUCCGAGAUAGGAUUGUGUCGAGGCACAGAUCUGCGGAAGGGUACCAAAACAUUUCUGCAGCAUUGAAGGUCCCCAAGAACACAGUGGCCUCCAUCAUUCUUAAAUGGAAGAAGUUUGGAACCACCAAGACUCUUCCUAGUGCUGGCCGCCCAACCAAACUGAGCAAUCGAGGGAGAAAGGCCUUGGUUAGGGAGGUGACCAAGAACCCAAUGGUCACUCUGACAGCGCUCUAGAGUUCCUCUGUGGAGAUGGGAGAACCUUCCAGAAGGACAACCAUCUCUGGUCUGAUGAAACCAAGAUUGAACUCUUUGGCCUGAAUGCCAAGCGUCACGUCUGGAGGAAACCUGGCACCAUCCCUACGGUGAAGCAUGGUGGUGGCAGCAUCAUGCUGUGGGGAUGUUUUUCAGUGGCAGGGACUGAGAGACUAGUCAGGAUCGGAGCAAAUUACAGAGAGAUCCUUGAUGAAAACCUGCUCCAGAGCGCUCAGGACUUCAGACUGGGGCAAAGGUUCACCUUCCAACAGGACAACGACCCUAAGCACACAGCAAAGACAACACAGAAGUGGCUUCGGGACAAGUCUCUGAAUGUCCUUGAGUGUCCCAGCCAGAGCCCGGACUUAAACCUGAUCUAACGUCUCUGGAGAGACCUGAAAAUAGCUGUGCAGCAACGCUCCCCAUCAAACCUGACAGAGCUUGAGAGGAUCUGCAGAGAAGAAUGGGAGAAACUCCCCAAAUAUAGGUGUGCCAAGCUUGUAGCGUCAUACCCAAUAAGAUUCUAGGCUGUAAUCGCUGCCAAAGGUGCUUCAACAAAGUACUGAGUAAAGGGUCUGAAUAUUUAUGUAAAUGUGAUAUUUCAAUUUUUUUAUUUUGAAUAAACUAGCAACAAUUUUUAAAAACCUGUUUUUGCUUUGUCAUUAUGGGGUAUUGUGUGUAGAUUGCUGAGGGGAAAAACAGAACAAUUUAAUCAAUUUUAGAAUAAGGCUGUAAUGUAACAAAAUGUGGAAAAAGUCAAGGGGUCCGAAUACUUUCCGAAUGCACUGUACAUGUUGCCCAUCCCUGAACUAGGGCAACAUGAGAGGGAAAUAUACUAGGAUUAAGUACAUAGGGUAAUAUACUAGGAUAAUAGGGAAGAAUGAUAACAGAUUUUUUUUUCAAACCAGGUUUUAAUCAAAGAGAUAAAGGUUUGUUAUCUUAAGUCAUUCAGGUUGAGGUAAUGGUUUUCACACCUCUCCUUUUCUCAUGUGUUCAACUCUUCUCCUCACCAUCUCUCUCUCCUCACCUCACCAUUUCUCUUCUCCCCUCACCAUCUCUACUCUCCUUUCUUCUCCAUUGCUCUCCUCUCUCCUCCUCACCAUCUUUCUCCUCUUUUCUCCUCCAGGCCCCAGCCCCAGGGACAUCUGAUCGUGUCUCACAAGGAGCCUGUGUUGUGCUGUGGCUAUAGCCAUGAGUUCAGACAGGUCGUCAGCUGCACCGAAGGAUCCGUGAGUUUCAAGUCAUUCUCACCUCGGAAACCCUUUAUCUUUUCCCCCUCUUUAAAAAAAAGGGGGGGGGGGGUGGACUUUAGUUUCUUAGAUUUUAUUUCAACAGUUGGGAAGGUAAGUGGGAGACAGGUAGAAGGAGAAGGACAGAAUCCCCGUCAUAGGGGCAUUGUGCUGUCCGGAGUCGGCUGCAUAGACCAGUACUUCGACACUGAGACCCUUUCACCCAGAACAUAAUUCCAGCAAAUGCUGCAGUAGAUACUGGUCCCACAGACAGAAUUACUUACAUAUAGAACUAGUAAUAGUAAUUUAAUAUGAUCUCUGUGGGACCAGUACCCUCCCAUAUACUAUAUAAUGAUUUACUGAACACUACACAUACAGUGGGGAAAAAAAGUAUUUAGUCAGCCACCAAUUGUGCAAGUUCUCCCACUUAAAAAGAUGAGAGAGGCCUGUAAUUUUUAUCAUAGGUACACGUCAACUAUGAGGGACAAAAUGAGAAAGAAAAAUCCAGAAAAUCACAUUGUAGGAUUUUUAAUGAAUUUAUUUGCAAAUUAUGGUGGAAAAUAAGUAUUUGGUCAAUAACAAAAGUUUCUCAAUACUUUGUUAUAUACCCUUUGUUGGCAAUGACACAGGUCAAACGUUUUCUGUAAGUCUUCACAAGGUUUUCACACACUGUUGCUGGUAUUUUGGCCCAUUCCUCCAUGCAGAUCUCCUCUAGAGCAGUGACGUUUUAGGGCUGUCGCUGGGCAACACGGACUUUCAACUCCCUCCAAAGAUUUUCUAUGGGGUUGAGAUCUGGAGACUGGCUAGACCACUCCAGGACCUUGAAAUGCUUCUUACGAAGCCACUCCUUCGUUGCCCGGGCGGUGUGUUUGGGAUCAUUGUCAUGCUGAAAGACCCAGCCACGUUUCAUCUUCAAUGCCCUUGCUGAUGGAAGGAGGUUUUCACUCAAAAUCUCACGAUACAUGGCCCCAUUCAUUCUUUCCUUUACACGGAUUAGUCAUCCUGGUCCCUUUGCAGAAAAACAGCCCCAAAGCAUGAUGUUUCCACCCCCAUGCUUCACAGUAGGUAUGGUGUUCUUUGGAUGCAACUCAGCAUUCUUUGUCCUCCAAACACGAGGAGUUGAGUUUUUACCAAAAAGUUAUAUUUUGGUUUCAUCUGACCAUAUAACAUUCUCCCAAUCCUCUUCUGGAUCAUCCAAAUGCACUUCAGACGGGCCUGGACAUGUACUGGCUUAAGCAGGGGGACACGUCUGGCACUGCAGGAUUUGAGUCCCUGGCGGCGUAGUGUGUUACUGAUGGUUGGCUUUGUUACUUUGGUCCCAGCUCUCUGCAGGUCAUUCACUAGGUCCCCCCGUGUGGUUCUGGGAUUUUUGCUCACCGUUCUUGUGAUCAUUUUGACCCCACGGGGUGAGAUCUUGCGUGGAGCCCCAGAUCGAGGGAGAUUAUCAGUGGUCUUGUAUGUCUUCCAUUUCCUAAUAAUUGCUCCCACAGUUGAUUUCUUCAAACCAAGCUGCUUACCUAUUGCAGAUUCAGUCUUCCCAGCCUGGUGCAGGUCUACAAUUUUGUUUUUGGUGUCCUUUGACAGCUCUUUGGUCUUGGCCAUUGUGAAGUUUGGAGUGUGACUGUUUGAGGUUGUGGACAGGUGUAUUUUAUACUGAUAACAAGUUCAAACAGGUGCCAUUAAUACAGGUAUCGAGUGGAGGACAGAGGAGCCUCUGAAAGAAGAAGUUACAGGUCUGUGAGAGCCAGAAAUCUUGCUUGUUUGUAGGUGACCAAAUACUUAUUUUCCACCAUAAUUUGCAAAUAAAUUCAUAAAAAAUCCUACAAUGGGAUUUUCUGGAUUUUUUUUCCUCAAUUUGUCUGUCAUAGUUGACAUGUACCUAUGAUGAAAAUUACAGGCCUCUCUCAUCUUUUUAAGUGGGAGAACUUGCACAAUUGGUGGCUGACUAAAUACUUUUUUGCCCCACUGUAUAUUGUAUACGAUAUGAUGUCAUUGGUCACACAACAUGUUGUCUAACUGAUCCUAGGUGGUGAAGGUGUGGGAUUUCGACACAGGGAGCCAGGUGUUUGAAUUUGGUGGUGCCCACGGACAAUCUGCCAUUACCUGUAUGACCUUUGACCCCAAAGGAAGGAGGUAUGUGAAGCUCUUUUUAAUGACUGAUUAUUGAAAUGUGAUAUUUUCCCAUGAAUGCAAUAUGACCAUACUGUUGCCUACCUAAUGGAAGCUCAGAUUAAUGAGGUAAAUUAAGAGUGAUGAAGAGUGUGCACUGCAGAUGUUAUUUUGUUUGUAUUUGUGUGUUUGUAUUGUGGUGUUUGCCUUAUUUUGUUCAAAAUAAAACUACAAAAAUAAAUGUAUUUUCAAUAAAUGUUUGAAAGAAAUAAAUAAGAUUAAACUUCCUCAUUAUAGACUGGUCACUGGGGGGAGAGAUGGCUUUCUAAAGAUCUGGAACUUUAACAAUGGUCAGUGUCUGAAGAUACUAAAAAAGGGUGAGUACAUUCUAAUUCAUAUCUCACAGUAUAAAGGUGGUGUUAGGAGCAAUACAGUGAUCAGGAUUUAUAUAUUCUCUCUGUUAUAUGCUGCAUGAGGUGAUUCGGUAACACUUUACUGAAGCCCCCCUUAUGUAUGCAUUCAUAAAGCCAUUAUUACAGCUAUAUAAUACAUUAUAACAUCUGUCAUAGGCAGUCAUAAACAUUAUGAACAACAGCAUAAGACAUUAUAAAGGUAACAAUCAUUGCAUUAUAGAUGACAGGCUAAUUUGUUGUUGUCCCUUAUGUCAACUGCCUCCAUAACACAGGCUAUAUAACCACUAAUGUGCUAUAAUAGUUUCGCGUAAACAUGUCACACAGAUGGGGAGUCCAAUGAGGUGUGUGACUGCACCUACCUGACAGUCCACAGAAACACGUGAGUAGAACUAAUGAUGGAUGUGACAAAUGUUGAUUUGCGAGGAAUAAUGAUUCAUCUCAACCUCGUGCAAUACAUUUUUCCAGGUAUGUGAUGUCUGUUGGAUGGGACCGCAGGAUUGACAUAUACUCUGUGAGUAUAGAGGUGAAGAAGAACUAUCUCUAUGAGCCAGAUAGACCACAUAUUUUCUAUGUGAAUGAUUUCACUAUUGGAUCUAUACAUUUACUACUCCAAUGACCCGUCUUCCUCUUAGAACCUAUUCAACCUUGAGAUCCCAUUUCCAUUUUCAUUACCUUCUGCAUACGCCUCACCAGAGCAGAGACCACCUGAGAGUCUGCACCGGUAGCCAUGCCAAAUUCAAAGUGUUUUAUGACUUCACAAAAACACGAGACAAUCUUUGAAAACUCUUCAAGAGCAUAUUCGGAGUAUAUUAUCAGCGAGGAAUAUAAACGCCCUAAUAAGCUUGCCUGCCUCGUUACUCUUCAAAAUGUUUUACUUAUGUAUGGCAGUCUUUGAGUGUCUGAAAAAUCCCUCUUCUUCUACACUAUUCUUCAGUAUAAGAGACUUCUAAGCAUUCAAGUAAGAGAACCAACUCAGAGGUGAUAGGUUCUAAAGAAUAGACUUUCUAUAGAAUUCCAUAUUCAAUAGCACUUCAGUGACACUCACACUCUUCCAGGCCUGUAGGAACAAAGGUAUGCAUGGACCUGUCCACAGAGCUGUAAUUCCUCCCACAGAGUCCUCCCAUCCACCUUUGAUUCUGAGAGCAUCGAGAACAUCAUAAGAGCUGGAUUUCAAAGACCACAUAACUAUGAGGCAUAGUAAUCUCGUUCCCAGCCAUUGCCCUGGGGACGAGGUCAGAGGCACAGAGACCAGAGCUGUAGAGAUGGCAGCGCACUUUACUAAGUCACAGAAAGGGCAUCAGAGGGAUCCAGUUAGAAAUACACACGUGCCUCUCUCAUUUCUAGACUUCAACAAUAGACGGCUGGUUGAAGAUCCUCAUUUCAAAAUGUUGACUGCAUGCCCUGUAUGUUUCCAUGCUAGGAUUCACCAGACGAGCCUCACCACAUCCAGAAGCCUCAGCCCUCAUGGCAGGACGAUCUGGUGAAUAAGGAAUGAAUGAGGAACAUGAAUAGGGAACUAGACAUGCAAUGCCAAUCAGAAUAUAUAGGGCUAAUCUGAGUGCUUAUGUCAGGGGCUGUAUUAAGUAGCUGAGAGUAGGAAUGCUGAUCUAGAAUCAGUCCCCCCCUGUCCAUAUAAUCUUAUUCAUUGUGAUCUAAAAAGCUAAACUGAUCCUAAAUCAGCACUCCUACUUUAUGGCCCAAGUUGUCGGCCCCAGUUAUCUUUGAUAUACUACUGCAGGUCAUGGAUGGGGAGCUCCGGUCCUUGAGGGUCUGGUUUUCUCCUUUGCCUGGUACCUAAUUCAUCCAUCAUGCCACUGAUUCAUCCAUCAUGUCACUGAGUGGUACACACUUGGGUUCUAAGGUCUAAUGAUUUAAAUUAGACACUGAUUUGAAAGAAAGCACCUAAAUUAAAUACAAUUAAAUACAAUACAAUAUAAUUAUAUAAUAGAUAGAAUAUAAUCAUAGAAUAAACUAGAAUUUAAUAUAAUUAUAAUAUAGAACCGAAUGGUCUUCCUGUGCUGUCUCCAGAGGAGGGGCCACAUAGAGGACAUCCUGUGUGUGGCCCAGUGUCCCCCGUCCCUCCUGGCCACCAGCAGCUACGACGGGGAGGUCAUUGUGUGGAACCUGGUCUCUGGACACAUCCAGUGUCGCUUUGCCAGCCCUCUGCAACCUGACUGCUGCCAUGCCCAAGGUCAGAUCACACUAUCAACCCUGAGCGGUUCGCCUGCAUGCCAUAGAGUGUAGCUAAAGCCUACACUCUCAGAAGAAAAGGUACUGAAUUGUACUUAAAGGGGUACAAACAAUGUAGGGUACAUCCAUUGGACCAUUAGUUAUAGGUACCUAAUUGUACCCUUGCAGUUUGUACCUUAGAAGAGCCAAUAGUGUACCUUAGGGGACAUGGUACAAAAGUGUACCUUUAGAAAAAGGUGCAAAUUGGCCUUUUUAGGGUAACACCACAAUGACAAAGCCGUUUGUGCCUUUUAGGUGGCAAAAAUGUACCUCUUCUCUGUACCAAGUCCCUCACGUGUAUACACCGCUUCAAUUGUCUGAAUGUAGCGAAUUAAGCAGGUAUCUCCGACUUGGCCUCAAACCCAGGUCCAGCAACUGUCAGGCCAACAACUUAACCAUUACGCCACGAGGCCCGAACCAUUUGAUGAGGUAGCAAGGUGUUGGGUUAAGGUCGCUACCAUAUUACUAAAAGCUCUUUAUUGUCACAUGCUCUUAUGUUAGCCAUUAUAAAGACUUUGGAAAACCUUAGUUAACAUAACUAUAGAACACUUAAACUUGUACAAAACUUCCACUCAUGGUUGGGUGGCCAAAAAGAGCUAACUGAAAGCCCCGCCCCCACUAAGCCACACCUCUAAAGAGAUGGCACAGGUGGAUUCAUCAUUGUUCCUUAUGUGGGUACAAAUAUGUACCUUUCUUCAAUACAUUGUCAAUUUGUACCUUUUCUACUAAGCAAAGGUACAUAUCAGCACCAAGCAUUAGUGUACCCUACAUUUGUACCCUGGGAAACAGAAAUGCACCUUGACCGUACCCUUCUUUAUUUACAGUGUAGAACAAUCCUCAGGGUAAAUAGCUGUUUUUCAAAACAAAAUGAGGAAUGUGCAGUAUAAAGGGACUAAGUAAAAAGGGAAUAGGAAGUCAAAUACAAAGUGUGGGAUGUUUGUGCUCUAUAAGGGAUGGAUACCAGUGUUCCCAGCAUCAUCUUCCUGAGGAGCCGAGCAUUACAUGCUGAGUUCUCCUCCGCUGCAUGCCUCCUGUCCUCAGGACCCACAGGUCAGUGUCAGGAAUCAUGGGUUCGAUUCUCACUGGUACAACCAAUACAAAAAUGUAUGCACACAUUACUGUAAGUAACUUUGGAUAAAAGCAUCUGCUAAAUGGCAUGUAUGAUAUAUUAUAGAAAAUCAAAUGUAUUAUAAUAAUAUAUUGUGCAGUGCAAUUCACAGAGGAAUAUGUUCCAAUGAAGUAUUAUUUGAUGUCUUCAAACAAAGGUUGCAUUAACUUCUGGAACGUGCUCAACGGCGGGAAAUUCUUGGCCAACUUCGAGGCAGUAUGUGUUAACAUGGCAACUUUCAUUGUGCUCCUUUUUAUGUUAUAACCUUUGGAUGUUUCUAGACAUCAUAAAGCAAUAACAACAGUUUAUUAUAAUAACUUUUCUUAAUAAGCCAUUAUAAAUUCUUACUCAAUUAAUGUGUAUAAAUGUUUAGAAAUAUGUUAGGAACGAUAGUAAGUGCUUAAAAUGCAUAUUGUAAUGCUAACAUGUUAUAAAUUAUUGUGCUUAUUUAUUAAUAGUAGGCUAUGUACAAUAUUUAUAAAUUGUUUAUUCAGGAUUUUUCGUGAACGUUAUGAAGCAAGUGUAACUAAAGAAUAUGUUCUUCAGUCUAGGUUCCAGCAGCUUAUCACUAAACUGGCAGUGACAAAGGAAGACACGUCACUGUACGCGGCUGACCAACUUGGCUAUGUCUAUGUCUAUGCCAUAAAGACAUAUGCUCUUGGCUCAGAGAAAACCCCACCGAGAGGUACGAUUGUUUUCUCAACUCGUUAGAACAGGUCUGAUCAAAAGAGAUCAAAAGAGAGCAUGAUUUAUUUAGUCUCAGAGCGUUAUAUUGAUCUAUGCAUUAAAAAAGUAAAAAGCGUCUUUAUUUAUUCAGCUGAAAACUACUGGCGUGCCCAUACCGGCAGCAUCACCGGGUACGUGCAGCACCUGCUAAUCGGGAACACCCUCUCGAACAUAAACAACAAAAUUGUGCUUCACAUUUUGCUCACUUCCUCCCUUUAACCAUCUUGUACAGGUUGCAGAUUGUUGACAAUGACCAAGUACUGCUCACCUCGUCCAUAGACUGCACUGUGCGCCUGUGGAGUGCCUACGGAGAGUUCAUAGGUAGGGGUCAAAUCACACAGGUCGUUCGUCCUGUUGUCUCCUCCUCCUCUGUAUACAAGUUUUAUGAUUUAUGUUUUAAGAUUAAUGUUCAGUAGAUAGGGGUGUGUUUUGGGGAUAGAUGCUUCCCUUGUAUAGACUAUGAUAACCACUGUUGUAGUUAUGCUAUUUAGAUCAGUUAAACACUACCUUCCUAAUAACAGCUUUCUUUUUUUUUCUGGGGGUAGAUCAGCUUUAAUAUUGCAGAUAGAUUGUAACUUCCAUCAAUGUAAUUGUCUGCAUCACUUCCAAUCCCCCAUAUGUUUUUAUACAUACAUACAUACAUAUAUAUAAAUACAUAUGCAUACACAUAUCCUUUAAAAAAAUAUAUUUCCCUUUAUUACUUUCCAACCCCACUACCCCUUCCCUAAUUGGAGUAAACUAGUGAACAACAAUGCUUAGGCCUCUACUUCCAGUUUAUACAUACUAUAUACAUUUUAUGGACACAGUCAAUUUUACAAUAAUUCUAUUUGGUUUGUUUUUAUUCCUGAACUUCCUCUACCUCUCCGAUCAUUUUCAUGAUGUCCAUCCGGUUUGCUUCUAUAUGGCACUUUUUUUCUUACUCUUUUACUCUCAACACUGACCAAUUUAAAGUAUAAAUUUAUGAAAGUAACUGAUUGAAAGUACAAAUGGAGAAUGUUUCUCUCUAUCCCUAUCUCUCUCUCCUUAGGGACGUUUGGGCAGCAGGACAAUUGGAGCAUCCACAUCCCUUCCUCCUGGAAGCAUCCUGCCGUUCCCUAUGAGAUCCUGAUCGACCCUCUGAGCAUGCCAGCUCACCCCAUCCUGGAGGGAGAGACCAGAGUGUCCGACGUCAUUAACGCUGACGACUCUGAGCCAAAGGUGCGUACAAAAAAGGUAAUUUCCGAGCCUGUUCAUCGACGCUACCAUUUUUUACAUUUACAUUUUAGUCAUUUAGCAGAUGCUCUUAUCCAGAGCGACUUACAGUUAGUGAGUGCAUAUAUAUAUUAUUUUUUUCAUACUGGCCCCCCGUGGGAAUUGAACCCACAACCCUGGUGUUGCAAACGCCAUGCUCUACCAACUGAGCUACAUCCCUGACUCUCAUCUACAGCCCGAAGUAGACAGUACUAACAAAAGGGGAAUGGGAAGAGAAAAUGUGCAGGGAAAGGGAUGAGUUAGCACACACGAGAGAGAGAGAGAGGAAAGAGAGACGAGAAGGGAGAGAGAGAGCGAGAGAGAGAGAGUCUAAGAGCGAGCGAGAGAGAGUAGGAUGGGAGACGAGAGAGAAGAGCGGAGAGAGAGAGAGAUCUCUACUCUCUCCUAUCUAGAUCUAUCUAUCUCUAUCUCGAUAUCCCCCAUAUCAUCUCUAUAGCUCCAGUCUACCUUUGUUUCUCGACCUCAUCCUCAUGUUCUUUCUCUUUCUGUCCCACUCUCUCCUCUUCCUCUCAACUUCUCUCUCUCUGUCUGUCCCUCUGUCACUCUCUCCCUCUCUAUCUCUCUACCUCAAGCUCUCCCUCCAUCACUCUUCCUCACUCUUCCUUUCCCUCUCAACUUCUCUCUCGUGCUCCCCCUCUGUCAAUCUUUCCCUCUCUCUCUUCCUUUACCUCUAAUCCUCCCUCACCCCCUCUCUCUCUCCCGCUCUCUCUCCUCUAUAUGCUACUGAUCUUCCUCUCUCGAGAUGUAAUUGCAGUCCGACUCGCCCAGCAAGCUUAGACACCCUCCACUGUCCAUCAGCGACACAGACAUCAAGGAGGAGAUUAAAACCUCUUGUUACACAGAAGAACAUGGGAAACGGUGAGUGAGCCACAUUACAAGCGUGAUGCAGUAGAUAGUAGGCAAGCAGAUACAGGUCUAGGCUCAGAACACACCAUGUGAAGAAAUUAAUUUCUGCCGGCAGUAAAUUGUUUGCUAUCUCUCACAUUUCAGACUUCGACAUGAAAUAUUCAAGCAUACUAACAAGCCACCAAAUCAUGGCGGACCCAAGGCCUACCACACUCUCAAGUACUUUGAUAUCUUCGACGCCCCGACCACCUGCGAGAGGCCCGAUCUUUCCCUGGCUGGCAUAGAUCCUUUCAUAUCCACCUUUGUGGAACAGGAGUCGGCUGAAUCCCAA